GUUAUUAUAAGUUCUCUGAUGAAGAGCCUUUUAAAACCACCUCAUUCACAAUAAAUUUACAUUUGACGUUUGCACAAAAUGCCAUGUUUUAUCUGCGGUGAAUGAAACUGGCAGUGACGCAUUAAAAGUAUUUUCUGCUUUUAGCAGCCAUCCAGAAUUUUUCCUACAAUCCUCGAAUCAACUCGUCCACGGGCGGGAAUUUGAAGUACGUUAUUUUGUCAACAAAUAAUAAACAACAUUACUAGAUUAGAAAACAAUUGGAAUAAAAAAAUAAAGUGAAGUGAAUAAAUACGAAAUCUUAACCAACAAACGCUAAAUACAGGGAGGCGAGCAUUAGCCAAUGUCCAUUGCAUCACUUACGCACGCUGCUGUUAACGUUAAUUAAUUUAACAGUUUUCUUCAGAAGUUAUUUCUCAAAAAAAAUUAACUAAAAGAUUUAUUGACUAAUAUGAGCGACGGUGUAGAUGAAAUUACUGAGUAUAUCGAAUAUGAGUUUACCAACAAUUGCGACUCUGUGGAAGGAGAGGCUUUCAUAUACGAAGAGGAAGACGAUAUUGAAGUGGAACAGCUGGAAGAUGUGACAAUAAAGCCUGAAUCGAUUAUAAUGGAGGUAAUUGAGGAGGAUGACACUGAACAAGGUUACGAAGUAACCGAUGACCUUGUCGAAAUAGUACCAGAAAUCAUGCCUGCCUCCAUUGAGUAUAUUAAGGAAGAAGAAAUUGUACCUAAGGUAGAAGAAGAAACUCCUCCACCUGCUCCUCAAAAACGUAAAGGCGUUAAACGUUACCUUCUAUUUGACGAUCUUGUGGCCAACAUUGUCGACCACGAUGCUGAUGGUAUCCCCAUUGUAGAAUUCACUUUGUCCAGUGCAGAUUCUGAUGAGAAACUGCCUGUAGAAUGCGGCAUUUGCCCCGAUGUUAUGCAUAAAUCCAAACUAUCAGCGCACCUUAAAACACACCUUGUUCCCGGUACGAACCGCUACGCCUGCAUUUAUUGUAGCAAAUCAUACAAAGAUCACAGUUACUUGGCUGGUCACGCGCGGCGUCAUAUGGGGAUAAGGCCUUAUGUAUGUGAACCAUGUAAACUAUAUUUUUCCACAAAACAAGAUUUACGUGUGCAUAAUCAGCGACGACAUCAAGAGAAAGAACAUAUUUGUGAAAUUUGUGGUAAAACCUUUUCGCAAAAUACAAUGCUAAAGCGGCAUCGUGAGUCCACGCAUGAGAAAAUGCGACGCUUUCAAUGUGAACAUUGUCCGAAGGCGUAUUAUAAAAAUUUUUCGUUACAAGAACACGUACGCAAUGUACAUAUGGGUAAUAGACGUAUGUUGGUAUGUCCGUUCUGUGGCAUGCAAUGUCGAGAUGCACAUAAAAUGGCACGGCACCGAAAACUAUUACAUCUUAAUCAAAAAUACUUCCAUUGUGAGAUUUGUCAAGAGGAAUUCACUGACAUUAGUUACUUUGAUGCACAUAAACGCUCCAUUCAGUGUCGUAACAACACACAGCGAAAACUAGAAGAGGAGCGGUUAUUACAACAACAACAGGAAGAAGAGGAUUUAUUGCUGCAACCACAAGAAAUUGUAGAGCAAACUGAGGAAUCAGAAGAUCAAAAAGAAUUUCAGUAUGUAACGCAACAGCCAGAUAUUGUACAGUUGCAUGCGCAACCGGAUGAUCUUUGUUAUGAAAUAACAGUGGUGAAUAGUGAUAAUUAAUCAAAUAAAAGAUAUAGA
This is a messenger RNA of Ceratitis capitata (Mediterranean fruit fly), 1726 nucleotides long. RefSeq names its product zinc finger protein 284. The record is from RefSeq and is a predicted model, not a curated record. NCBI's taxonomy places the organism in Eukaryota, Metazoa, Arthropoda, Insecta, Diptera, Tephritidae. Gene Ontology annotation, molecular function: DNA-binding transcription factor activity, RNA polymerase II-specific; RNA polymerase II transcription regulatory region sequence-specific DNA binding. Gene Ontology annotation, biological process: regulation of transcription by RNA polymerase II. Gene Ontology annotation, cellular component: nucleus. The transcript has a single exon. The coding region runs from base 449 to 1708 and encodes 419 amino acids.